Messenger RNA from Periophthalmus magnuspinnatus, 2114 nucleotides. Its product is annotated as hyaluronidase-5-like. The transcript has 4 exons. Gene Ontology annotation, biological process: hyaluronan catabolic process; carbohydrate metabolic process. NCBI's taxonomy places the organism in Eukaryota, Metazoa, Chordata, Actinopteri, Gobiiformes, Gobiidae. Gene Ontology annotation, cellular component: acrosomal vesicle. Gene Ontology annotation, molecular function: hyalurononglucosaminidase activity. The coding region runs from base 161 to 1588 and encodes 475 amino acids. The record is from RefSeq and is a predicted model, not a curated record.
CCUGGCAAUAACUCAAGUCUUCUUCAUACUUCAAAAACACACGCUGGAGGCACCCAAGGGAGAAGGAACAACGCGUUUACAAACAACAAGUGUACCAUUUGAAGAGUGAUUCUGACCAAGAAACCCUAAAACAAUUUGCAGAUCCAACCCAUAUUACGUCAUGAAGAAUCCCAAACAUACCACCUCCAUCUUUACAAUCUCAUUCUUACUAUACUGUACCCAAGCCUUACCCAGAACUACCCCUCCCUUAGACCCCGGCCAUCCCUUUCUCUUCAUGUGGAACGCCCCAUCCGAACUGUGUGAAGUCCGAUUCGGGAUGCCUCUGGACCUGUCCUACUUCCACCUCAUCAGCAGCACUUUGAAAUCCACCACCAACCAACCCAUCUCCAUAUUCUACACUGACCGAUUUGGCAUUUUCCCUUAUAUCGACGAAGACACCGGUGAGAUAUACGACUACGGCUUACCCCAGUUGGUCGAUUUGAAAGACCACCAUAAUCGUGCAGAAGAUGAUAUUGAAUACUACAUCCCGAUCGACAAACCCGGACUAGCAAUUUUAGAUUUCGAGGAGUGGAGGCCGCAGUGGAUUCGAAACUGGGGAAGCAAGAAUAUCUACAGAGAGAUUUCCAUUGAAACUGUUAAGAAGAAAAAUGCUUCUCUAACUGACGAUGAAGCGGAAGAUCGCGCCAAGAUAGUGUUCGAACGAGCGGCAAAACGAUACUUCCUCAGAUCGAUAAAUGUAGGAAAGAAGUUGAGACCCAAAAGACUAUGGGGUUACUAUCUUUAUCCGGAUUGUUAUAACUACGAUUACAAUCAGGAUAUGGUGGGUUAUACAGGGGAGUGUCCAGAGAUUGAACAAGUGAGAAACAAUGAGCUCUUGUGGCUGUGGAACACAUCUACAGCACUGUUUCCAUCCAUUUAUCUGGAGGAGGUGCUGAGGGAUUCAAUGCAAGCACGAAUGUUUGUGAGGCAUAGGAUAAAGGAGGCUAUGAGGGUGUCUGCGCUCCCAAACAGAACGUACUCCAUACCUGUUUACGCCUACAUACGGCCCGUGUACAAGGACAGUGUGGACCAGUACAUGUCUGAGUUUGACCUCGUAAACACGAUCGGAGAAGUGGCUGCUCUGGGGGCAGCUGGAGUCGUGUCCUGGGGAGACAUGAACAUCACUGACAAUGAGGACUCUUGUUUUGACGCUCGCCGUCACUUGGAGCAGGUGAUGAACCGCUACAUCCUAAACGUCUCCAUGGCGACGCAGCUGUGCAGUGAGGCCCUGUGCCAGAGCCGGGGCCGCUGCAUCAGGAAGCAGUGGGACAGUGACCUGUACCUCCAUCUGGACCAUCGGAGGUACCACAUAGACAGGCUGAGGAGAGGGGGGCCCCUGGUGGUGAGAGGAGGACUGUCCCAGGACGAUGUGGACUACUAUGACAGGUGGUUUGACUGUAUGUGUUACACGGAGCAGCCAUGUAGAGCUCCGAUAACACUGAAUGUUAUCAAUGAGGCUUUUGUUACAAAACAGGGAAACUCCGCAGAGGCACGGACGACCAGUGUUUAUGUACUACUGAUGAUGGUGCUAAUGUGGAACUUUAUAUGAAAAUCAUGUAGGAUUGUGGACUAAAUUUGUGGUAAGCCAUAGGUAGUACUCAUUUUCUCAGUUACAUUUACUUGAGUAACUUUUUAAAUAAAUGGUACUUUUCAGAGUACUUUUCUAGCAGCCACUAACUACUCGUUUGAAGAUAGUAAGGUUCAGAUCUUAGCCAGAGAAAAGAAAUGGUUUGAUGAGCUUUCUUUUUGUUAGGAAAGCCAAUCCUUCCUUAAACAGGAAUGGGGGGCUAAGACAUAAUCCAUCCCCCAUCUAUAACUUCAUCCUCAGACCCAAAACAAACAGAAGGAACAAGGAGAACAAUAUGGUGAGCCCGUAGGACUAUUAAAGGUUGAAGACUGAAACUGGAGACAAUAGCUGUUUACAGUUUCAGUGUUGUCACCCCCUCCCUUCAGACAGAUAUAAGGCAGUGUCCACCAGCAAUCUGACCAGAACUAAAGAAGCGGCUUGGAUGAGCAGCGAAACGUCUUCACUCCUACAACUUUUUGUCCAGUUGACAGGCUUUUACUAUUCUAAC